CGAAGCAACGACUCUGAAGAGUAUAAGCGAAAGAAACUAAAGAUAGAGUCAUCGCCAAAACUCAGCAAAGCUAAAGCUAAAAAAACCUUUGCGUCAUGGCGAUAUCCAAGCUCCACCUACUCUUUCUUCUCUUAGUCAUUCUCUCCCUCCAUCGUCCUGUUCUUUCCGAUGAAGAAGACCUUCUUCUUACAAUUAUCAACAAGUACAGAACAUCACUAAACCUAACAACACUAACACCUAACGACAACGCAGAUUGUCUCGCAGAAGAAAUAACAGACCAAUUCAAGAACCGACCAUGCACAAACACCACUACCUCAGCUUCAGUCCCUGGAUCCGAACCUCAGUUCCCAAACUACCCUAAGCUCCUCAAAAAAUGCCAUCUCAACGUAACCGCAAUGAGAGACAGUGUAAUACUGCCAGCUUGUGUUUCUAACCAUGAUCAAAGCCUUGUAUUAACCAAUUUCACAAACUCAGACUACUUGAAAAACCUGAAUGAUUCCAAGUUCACUGGAAUUGGUAUUGGUUCUGAUGACAAUUGGAUUGUGGUUGUCCUCUUGACUAUAAAUACAUCCGAAGGUAGCUUUUCUCCGGCCGUUAUUUACCAUUAUGCUGGAGGUUUCACAUUCGGCAUUAACGGUUUUGUUAACAAUUUUCUUUUGAUGGUUCUUCUCUUUUGUUUCUUCAUGUUUUGAGUUUGAUAGUUGGUUUGUUUCUCUUGUGUAAUGAUCUCAUCAUAUUUGUUUUUUUAUCGUUUCAUUUACUCAAAAUUAUGUACUUGUGAUCAGCCUGAUGACAAUGCCAAGUUUCUCAUUCUUGAGACUAGAGUGUUGAACUACAAAUCAACACAUCAAUCUAGCAAAAACGAUAACCUGAUCCAUGCAAAAACCAUAAUCGAAAAAUCAAAAACUAAAUAAACGACAAAAAGAAA
Molecule: messenger RNA, 928 nt
Organism: Brassica rapa (field mustard)
Lineage: Eukaryota; Viridiplantae; Streptophyta; Magnoliopsida; Brassicales; Brassicaceae
Source: RefSeq, a predicted model, not a curated record